AUAGACGCUUCAUUGACAUGAGGAACGCGCCUUUCUCUCUCUCGGAGGCUAAUUGGCUGCGACUCUGGACUAAUCAAAUCCCCCCUCUCUGACGUCAGACAGGUGCUGGCUGAGGCAACACUGAUACCCAGACCCGGCUAUCAAUUGUUCAAGGAGAAUGGUGAGUCACCAAAGCGGCGCAGUAACGCGGAGAGAGGCUCUAAAACAUCUCUCUUAACACUGUGCUCCUUCAGAUACUGCCGGUACUGCUGCCACAGCAGAAGCGCGCUGCACGGUGGUCCGUUUUUGAGCCGUUAGGUCUGGGAUUGGGGGACCCCUAAGAAUCUUCGCUUCCACCAGACAAAACUCGGACUACACGAACUCCCCUUGAAUGGUCGGUGAACGGUGGUGUCCUUUAUUUUCGAGUCCAGGUACCGGAGGUGGCCAUGAAUGAAAACUUCUCCAAGAGCUCAGGGGAGAGUGAGCAGGGCAUCUGGCUGGAGUCAGCUGAAGAUGGAGGGUCCUUAGAUCUAACUUCAGUACCAAGGGAGCCCAUGCUCAACCCCUGGGAUGUGGUGCUUUGCAUUUCGGGCACAGUCAUCGCCUGCGAGAACGCCAUCGUUGUGGCCGUGAUCUUCUACACACCAUCCCUGCGCACGCCCAUGUUCUUGCUGAUCGGGAGCCUGGCGACUGCGGACCUGCUGGCUGGACUGGGACUGAUCCUCCACUUUGUCUUUCUGUACUGUGUGCAGUCAGAGGCGGUAAACCUCAUCACUGUGGGACUGCUGGUGGCCUCCUUCACGGCCAGCGUCAGCAGCCUCCUGGCCAUCACCAUUGACCGCUACCUCUCCCUCUACAAUGCCCUGACCUACUACUCUGAGCACACGGUGACCAGGACUUACAUCAUGCUCAUCCUCACCUGGGGGGUGUCAUUGUGCCUGGGGAUGCUCCCUGUUGUGGGCUGGAACUGUCUGAAGGACACCGCUUCCUGCAGCAUCGUCCGCCCACUGACCAAGACCAACCUGGUCAUCCUGUCCGUGUCCUUCUUCAUGGUCUUUGCUCUCAUGCUGCAGCUCUACGCCCAGAUCUGCAAGAUCGUGUGCCGCCACGCCCAUCAGAUAGCCCUCCAGCGCCACUUUCUCCCCACCUCCCAUUAUGUCACCACGAGGAAGGGCAUCUCCACACUGGCGGUCAUCCUGGGCACCUUCGCCAGCUGCUGGCUCCCCUUCGCCAUCUAUUGCCUGCUGGGGGACUAUACCUACCCUCCCAUCUACACCUAUAUCACCCUUCUUCCUGCCACCUACAACUCCAUGAUCAACCCCAUCAUCUAUGCUUUCCGCAAUCAGGAGAUCCAGAAGGUCCUGUGGGCAGCCUGCUGUGGCUGUAUGUCCUCCAAAUUGUCCUGUCGCUCCCGGUCCCCCAGUGACGUGUAGCAGGGGGUGCCCUUGAGUUCACCUUGGCGCUGUACCCCAUGGGUCACUCUCUCAGGUACCCCAAGUGCCAUUGCACUCCGAUUGCAACGGGCACACGAGGGAGAGUUUCCUGGCAAACCCUGUCAGUGAAGCAGACUUCUAGGAACCAUAGAAAUGUGAAAAGGAUAAAGGAGGGGAGGUGACCAUUCACAGGGAAUGAAGAAGACAGCACUCAGAUUGGGUGCAAGGUAUUCUGCAUUAUGGGCGAUGGUGGGGGCACAGGACCUUCUUCAAAACUGUUUCUCGAAACGUAUGCCUGUGAAGAAUCCAAUUGUGAAUUUCCAUGUUUCUUGUUCAACUGGAGAGAUUUUUUUACAUUAUUUUUCAAGAAGUGAGUGGAACGUUAAACAGCAUGCGGAAUGAUGCCUGAUUGGUAGGGUAGUAGGAGGAGGUUAUAUUGGGAAAUACACUGUGUGCCAACUAAACCUACUCUGCAAAUUUAUCAUGCAAAAUGUGUCCGUUCCUCAAGCUACUCUGUAGUUUCUCUGCAGGACCUCUGGGUGGUCAAAUUGCUACAAAGAGUAUAUUUCUAGUUUUGAAACUCUCAGUACCGUAAAUCCAGAAUGAGCACUAAUGUCAAAACUACCUCACAUUCAUUCAAGGUAGUCCAUCACCAGUGCUAAUUAGGGUCUGAGGGAUAUAGGGUGAAGGUGGUCUAUUCUCCCUUUUACAGAAAGUAGAAUAGAGAUGAAAAGAGAAACUUUGGGAUUUUCUGUCCUGGUACAGUUUGCUCCUGGAAAAGACUUGGGCAUAGGUCAGAUCAUAUUUAAACAAACAUCCAAGUGUCUGCAUCACAGUUGUGACUACCCACUGAAAUACUAAUGCUUUCUGAAUAUGGCCAAAUUGUUCUGCAGCUCUUCUGAGGUGGGUUAAAACACAGAUGUUUAUCUUUACCAUCCUGUCUUCUGGGGACAGAAACAGAAAAUUGAAAGCAAAGUUAAUCUUUUCUUUUAAAGUCUUCUAACACUUCAGUGUGGUGAAACCACACCGAGCUAACGUGACUCAGAAACGUAUAAAACGACUUACUGAUCAUCACGCAUCUCACCCACUUCCGCAACACUUUACUGCCAGAGAUGUCGAGCCUUGAGCGCAAUGCAAUCCUCCGACUCUCAGCUGCCCUCUACUGGUCUGAGGCGAGCAAAGCAGCUAGAACAAUUAACAUUAAUCAGGGCCAAAAUCACAGACAAUCUCGCCUUCAUUAGCGCAUUGAAAAGAGUACUGUGGCUUUUAACUCGUGCCUAAUUCUGAAAGCCAAACACUCUGAUAUUCAGAGAUCCUUAAAAAUCAUUUGCACUAUAAUAUAUUUUGAGAUAAACAUUAUUUAUUGUGGAAAACAUUUAUGUACAUAAUAUCUAUUAAUGUCCUGUCAGUGGCCAAAUUCUAAGAGCUAAAGAAAAAUAAUAUGGCAAUUUAUGUUAGUGUGUGGUACUGUACUAAAAAUUGCACAAAAGUUUAAUGCUUAAAGGCACUUUGGAGAUGAACUCGGUACAUAAUGUUGCACAACGUGAAAUAUGUUAAUGUAUGAAAAUGUUUUAAUGAGAAUGUAUUAUGUUCUUCUUUACAAAUGAGAAUAAAACCUAAUUUUAUAUUA
Messenger RNA from Lepisosteus oculatus (spotted gar), 3042 nucleotides. RefSeq names its product G protein-coupled receptor 3 (gene gpr3). Gene Ontology annotation, molecular function: sphingosine-1-phosphate receptor activity. NCBI's taxonomy places the organism in Eukaryota, Metazoa, Chordata, Actinopteri, Semionotiformes, Lepisosteidae. Gene Ontology annotation, cellular component: plasma membrane; cytoplasm. Gene Ontology annotation, biological process: regulation of metabolic process; adenylate cyclase-activating G protein-coupled receptor signaling pathway. The record is from RefSeq and is a predicted model, not a curated record.